UUUAACGAAUUGCGUUUAUUCUUGUGCUCCUGUGUUUAAAGGAUAAACAUAACAAAACAUGUUUUAUAUUUCACUUUUAAAACCCAUAGAUAAUACAAGAUAAUAUAUAUAUUUAAAACUUUGUUCCUCCCUUCUUAUGGUAAAUUUCCUAUUUUGUUAACAUAUUUGCUUCAACCAAGCAGAAUGUUCCACUAAUUUGUACAUAUUUUUGGUCAUCUAGGAAGACAGUGAAAUUCUAUUUGGAUCCAAUGCGAGGUCUAUCUUUGGAGUGUUGUUAAACACACGUUUGUAAUUUACUAGCAUUUUCUGGGUGACUUUUGCUUUGGUAUUCCGAUCUAAUAAUUGUGCCAUCAUAUGUCAACAUGAAACAGUGAAGUUUGACACAAUCUGCCACUAUACACUAAGCAAAACAACAUGGCUUUAACUUUAUGGAGACUAUCAGUUAAUAAUGCCUUUAGGAGGUCAGUUCACCACAUGACUUUAAACUCAGUGAAAGGACAAAGAUUUUACAGCACCACUUCAAAAGAAGAAAUAAAAAGCGCUGGCCCAGGUAAAGUAUUAUCCGAGGUUCCGGUUUUUAUCAGUAGAGGUGCAAGUGGGACAGUGAUAUCUGAGAGGAGGGGUACAGUGAUGCUCAUUGGGAUUAACCGUCCUGAAGCGCGUAAUGCAGUAAAUCCAGAGACUGCUCAGAGACUGACCGAGGAGCUGUCGGCCUUUGAUCAGGACAAGAGCCUUAAUGUGGCAGUGCUUUAUGGAGUCGGAGGGAAUUUCUGCGCUGGUUUUGAUCUGAAGGAGUUGGCCCAGAGCUCUGGAUCUCUCAAACUGGAGCAAGAUGUCUGCCGUGGUCCUGGUCCUAUGGGUCCAUCUCGUAUGAGACUCUCAAAACCCUUGAUCGCAGCAGUCAGUGGGUACGCUGUGGCCGGGGGUCUGGAGCUGGCCCUGCUGGCUGACCUGAGGGUGGUUGAGGAGAGCUCCAUCAUGGGUGUUUUCUGUCGCAGAUUUGGUGUGCCAUUGAUUGAUGGGGGUACGGUGAGAUUGCCCCAGCUGAUUGGUCUCUCGCGAGCACUAGAUCUCAUCCUCACCGGCCGACCAGUAAAGGCACAAGAGGCUUUAACAUUUGGACUGGCAAACAGAGUGGUGCCUGAUGGCCAAGCACUUCAAGUGGCUCUUGAACUUGCCGAACAGGUCAGCGCAUUUCCACAGCUCUGUCUCCGUGCAGACCGUAACUCCGCCUACCACGCAGUCUUUGACUCCUCCUCCUUCACCCAGGCCAUGCAGUAUGAGUUUGACCACGGCCUGCCAGUCGUUGUAGCUGAAGCAGUCACUGGAGCAACUCAAUUCAGCUUAGGUGCUGGAAGGGGCGGGACGUUUUCUAAGAGUAAACUGUAAACUGCCAGAUGAACAGAUGUAAGACGGUUACUGUUAAUUUUACAGUGUAUCACAGGUUAAACUCUAUGGACUGUUUUUUUUUUUUUUUUUUUCAUCGAAGAUAAAACUUA
Molecule: messenger RNA, 1499 nt
Organism: Carassius auratus (goldfish)
Lineage: Eukaryota; Metazoa; Chordata; Actinopteri; Cypriniformes; Cyprinidae
Product: enoyl-CoA hydratase
Exons: 6
Coding region: 415-1389 (324 amino acids)
Molecular function (GO): catalytic activity
Source: RefSeq, a predicted model, not a curated record